Anoplopoma fimbria (sablefish) is the source of this 1988-nucleotide messenger RNA. RefSeq names its product epoxide hydrolase 2, cytoplasmic (gene ephx2). Gene Ontology annotation, cellular component: peroxisome. The record is from RefSeq and is a predicted model, not a curated record. The coding region runs from base 72 to 1751 and encodes 559 amino acids. Gene Ontology annotation, molecular function: lipid phosphatase activity; magnesium ion binding. The transcript is spliced from 18 exons. Gene Ontology annotation, biological process: phospholipid dephosphorylation; cholesterol homeostasis. NCBI's taxonomy places the organism in Eukaryota, Metazoa, Chordata, Actinopteri, Perciformes, Anoplopomatidae.
UCUCCCCUCGUGCACGCGCCUCCUGCAGCAGCAGAGCAAACAUUCACAUACUGAACACAUUGAAUGUCAAGAUGUCUCAGAAGAAAGCAGUUCUACUCAACUUCUGGGGGGUCACCGUCUCCUGCACACCUCGUGAGGUCUUUCAGAAGCUGGAGGAGUCUCACAAGCUGCCAAGUGGUUUCCUGUCCGGCGUGGCGUCCCUGAAGGAUGGCGCCAUGAGCCGGGCGGAGCGAGGUCAGCUGACACUCUCUCAGAUGAUCCCGGCCUUCGAGGCGGAGUGUGUGAAGGAGGCCAAGGUCAAGGGUGUGACUCUGCCGUCUGAUUGGUCAGCGAGACCUCUGCUGGAGGAGCUCAGAGAGGCCAUGAUGGAGGUCCAACCGGCCGUACUGAAGACAGCUGCCAGUCUGCGUCAAAGCGGGUUACUGACAGCCGUCCUGGCCAAUCACUGGCUCGAUGACGGCGUUGACGGAGGCGGUCCGGCCCGCCUUCUCUCUCUGCUUGGCGCCCACUUUGACCUUGUCCUCCAGUCCUGUCGUACAGGUCACAAGGUCCCAGAACCCGCCAUGUUCAGCUCUGCUCUGCAGCACCUGGGAGUGACAUCACAACAGGCUCUGUGGUUGGAUGAGGAUGAGGAGGGGGUGAAGGCCGCAAAGGGAGUCGGGAUGGACACCAUCUUGGUGAAAAACCUGGACGACGCUCUGAACAAACUGGUCAACUUCACUGGAGUUCAGGCGGUUGGAGCAGACGGUCCUCCUCCACCCUGCAGACCUGAUGACGUGGCUCAUGGAUACGUCACCAUCAGGCCUGGUGUGAGGACUCACUAUGUGGAGAUGGGUUCAGGUCCUCCAGUUGUUCUGUGUCACGGCUUCCCUGAGAGCUGGUUCUCCUGGAGGUACCAGAUCCCAGCCUUGGCAGCAGCAGGGUUCAGGGUGUUGGCUCUGGACAUGAAGGGAUACGGAGACUCCACAGCGCCUCCAGACAUCGAAGAAUAUUCUCAGGAGCAGCUUUGCAAGGAUUUAAUCACAUUUCUGGACAAAAUGGCGAUACCUCAGGUCACCCUGGUGGGUCACGACUGGGGCGGCGCCGUGGUGUGGACCAUGGCUCAGUGCUUCCCUGAGAGAGUCAGGGCUGUAGCAUCUCUGAACACCCCUCUGUUCCCCGUGGACCCGUCAGUGAAUCCUGAAGAGAAACUCAAGGCUAUUCCCAUCUUUGAUUACCAGAUCUACUUCCAGAAACCAGGCGUAGCGGAGGCCGAGCUGGAGAAAGACCUGGAGAGAACGUUCAAGAUUUUCUUUUUCAGCAGUGAUGAAGUGGUGAAGCGUCCGGCUCUCAGCACUGCAGGAGUCUGUGAUCGAGGUGGUCUGUUGGUGGGUCAGCAGAUCCCCCGCAGCUGCAUGCUGACGGAGGCCGACCUGCAGUUCUACGUCAGCCAGUACAAAGAGAGAGGCUUCAGGAGGCCGUUGAACUGGUAUCGUAACAGCGAGGCCAACUGGAGGUGGAUGUGCUCUCGUCCUACUGGAAAGCUGCUGAUGCCGGCUCUGAUGGUGACGGCCGGUAAAGACCAGGUUCUGCUGCCGGCCUUCUCCAAGGGGAUGGAGGACCAGAUCCCGAACCUGAGCAGAGGACACGUGGAGGACUGUGGACACUGGACUCAGAUGGAGAGGCCGGCGGAGACGAACCGCAUCCUGAUCUCAUGGCUCAAAGAAACGCUGAAGAGGGCUGGAGGCGUUACCAUGGCACCCAAGCUGUGAGGGGGGGCAGAGUCAGAGAAAACCAUGACAUUAAAGAUUUAUGAAAUUAAUAAUAGUCCAUCAGAAGAAGAAAAAAUCAUUCUACAUGUUGUAUUUUUCUGUUUAAAACGAUUAAUUUGAAUUCAUAAUGGACAUAUUUCAUCGUUUUCUAAUGUUUCUAUUCAAUAAAACAAUAAUCAAUAAGUCAGAUAUCUUAUUUCAGGGUUACUUAUAAUAAAAAUGACAGUUUGCUCUUAA